Messenger RNA from Tribolium madens (black flour beetle), 895 nucleotides. RefSeq names its product histidine-rich glycoprotein-like. The record is from RefSeq and is a predicted model, not a curated record. The coding region runs from base 85 to 774 and encodes 229 amino acids. Lineage: Eukaryota; Metazoa; Arthropoda; Insecta; Coleoptera; Tenebrionidae. The transcript has 3 exons. Gene Ontology annotation, cellular component: extracellular matrix.
AAAUAUGAAGCAAUUCCACCGGUAUAAAAGCAGAACGGCACCUUGGAGGAGUACCAGUGAUCUGAUUGGGUUAGGGGAAACACCAUGGCAAGAUCGGCGUUGAUAACCGUAGGGUUAGCAAUUUUCCUACAAACUUGCAACAGUGAAUUUGCCUACCCUUACACCGAAGCCAAAUUCUUGAAACAACCAUCGGUGGUCUACGUCCCGGUAUGUACCCCUGAAUGCUUCAAAUCAUCCCAUCAAACCCACCAAUCUCAUUUCACACCCAUCAGCGCGGAAAAGGCUCACUUCGGAAACCUCCCAUUGCAAAACCAUGAACACCAGCUGAAUUACCACCAAUUGGAGGGAUACCAACACCAAGUAGAGGGUAAUCAUCACGCGGAUUCGGGAAGUGCGUCUGUUUACCAGCAAAGCGACCAUCAUGGGUCGGAACACAAGCACUCCAUCCAUCACCAUGGGUCGGGGGAGAGUCACCAAAUGUUCAAACAGGAACACCAGCACCAUGGGUUGGAGGAUGAUGGCCAGCAUUACAACCAUGAACAUCACCAUCACGAAAAGGAUAAAAAUAUCAAUUAUAAGUUCGAGUAUUCGGUGAAUGACCACAAAACCGGAGAUGUGAAGCACCACAAGGAGGAGCGACAGGGGGAUGCGGUCAAUGGGGAGUACUCCCUGUUGGAGGAAGAUGGAAAUGUGAGGACCGUGAAAUAUUUCGCCGAUUGGAAGUCCGGUUUCCAUGCCCAAGUGCACAAUUCGAAGCCCCGGUCUCACGGCUGAUUUAUCCACUCUUCAUUUAAUCGUAUUCCUAGUCUCUUGUAUUUUUGUAUAAUCGUACAAAUCGAAUGUGAUAAACCGAUAGAGUUAUGUAUUGGUGUUUUUAAUAAAAUUUUGGAAAAAA